This is a messenger RNA of Coffea arabica (coffee), 960 nucleotides long. Its product is annotated as probable calcium-binding protein CML15. Gene Ontology annotation, cellular component: myosin II complex. The record is from RefSeq and is a predicted model, not a curated record. Gene Ontology annotation, molecular function: calcium ion binding. NCBI's taxonomy places the organism in Eukaryota, Viridiplantae, Streptophyta, Magnoliopsida, Gentianales, Rubiaceae.
AUAGAAUAGUUUAGACAGCCUCAAACUUUAAAACAAAUAAAACACUUUUUUUUAGGCACCUUGCAGUUUUAGCACCAUAUUCUCUUACAACGUGCCUUCGGCUUCUUCUUCAUCAUUUUCGUGAUCUUGCAUGAAUGAUUAUCCGAUCAUUCCCAUAUUCCAAUCGAACAGUUAAUUUUCUUGUGAAAGAAGAUGAGCUUGCCCAAAAUUGAUCAACUCAAACAGCUUAGAGAAAUAUUUUCAAGAUUUGACAUGGAUUCUGAUGGCAGCCUAACCAUUCUAGAACUCGCAGCAUUGUUAAGAUCUCUGGGGCUAAAACCAUCGGGUGAUCAACUCCAUGUUUUAUUAUCCAACAUGGAUUCAAACGGUAAUGGGACUGUGGAAUUUGAUGAGUUGGUCAAUGCUAUAAUGCCGCACUUGAAUGAAGAGCUGUGGAUAAAUCAAGAUAUGCUUUUGAAGGUUUUCCAUUCGUUUGAUCGUGAUGGGAACGGAUAUAUCACAUUGGCUGAACUUGCAGGAUCAAUGGCCAAAAUGGGACAGCCAUUAACGUACCGCGAGCUGACGGAGAUGAUCCAAGAGGCUGACACAGAUGGAGAUGGGGUCAUUAGCUUUAAUGAAUUCGCUUCCGUCAUGGCCAAAUCUGCUGCAGAUUUUCUGGGCCUUGAUGAUAAUUAUCAGCUAUUAAACGUGGCAUGAUGAAUGUAUCCAUCCAUCUUUCGGUCAAUUUGUACUCGUUGAUGGUUAUUCAUCCACCACACAUGAUUUUCCUUUUUUUUUUUUUUUUAUGGCUGUGAGAUAAUUGUAUUCAUUUAUCAAGAUGAUAAUUCAUAUACCAUAUAAGAGAGGGUUUAGUCUGUAGGAACCAAAUGUAUAUAUAUGAUCAAGAAGAGUCUUCUGAUGCAACAUCCUUUGCUGCCUUUCCAUAGAGGAGAGAAAGGAAGUAUGCGGUGAUUUUUUUCA